UAGUACCUAGUCUCUUUUGGUCGAGCGUCUGGCAGCUGCAAGAGAAGAGAGAUCUUUUCAAAAUCCAGACACUGAAAUUAUAACAUAUUUCUUAGUGGAGAGUAGAGUAUAACGAUUUUUCUUCAAAAUGUCAGUGGCAUUCACUUCUGCAAGACGUCCAGAGCCCAGUUCGCAGUCUGUGCAAGAGCUUCUUGAUGAAAACACUCAACUAAUACAGGCCAUAGUUGAUUAUCAAAACAAAGGAAAAGCUUAUGAAUCAACACAGUAUCAGCAAUUAUUGCAUCGCAAUUUGGUGUACCUUGCGACGUUGGCAGACUCCAAUCAGACAGGCCAACCAUCCCAGGGUACUGGUUCCUCUGGACAAAAGCCUCUUGGCCUAGGCCCUACCUCGUCUGUAGGUCUUAUGCACCCACAGGGUCUCUCAUCAGGCGUUGGCAAUGUGAUGGGUGACAGAGGACCAACCAGUGUUGGUCAAUCAUCUAUGCUGCAGCCCUCAACCAAUGAAAUGCCCCAAACUCCAAUGAGCACAGCAGGAGCACCAUAUCCAGGCAUGAGCCCUACUCCUGUGAGUAGCUACGGCCAAGCGACGCCGCCUCCCCAGCUACAGCACCCUUCUGGGCCCAACCCUGGGCUUGGUUCCGCAGCAGGCUACCCACAGUCCUCUGGUGGGCAGAUACGGGGAGCAGGUCAGCCGGUUAUGGGUGGUCCCAUUGGAGGUUUGCCGCAGCAGCAACAGGCAGGGAUGCCUCGGCACCCUCCGCAGAUGAAGCAGCAGCCGGCACACAUGAUGGGUGGAAGUCAGCAGGCGUCACAGCAGUACAUAAUGCAGCAGCAACAGCAGAGGCAGAUGCAGUACAGGCAGACUAAUGCGCAGCAGGUCCCACAACAACAACAAAUGGCUGCAAAUCCAAAUAACUAUUCAUCACAGAGUGGAGCCAGCAUGAUGCAGGGCUACACACAGCCACAACAACAGCAACAGCAAUCACAACGAUACAUGUACCGACAAGCAACCCCUCAACAACCCCUCUCACACAUGCCCUACCCUCAACAGCAGAGCAACCCAAUGAGGAUGGGAGGACAGGCGAUGAAUAUGGGACAAAUGGGUAUGGGCGGGGCACCCCCCUCAGUAGGACAACAAACCAUGGGACCAUCAUUAAUGGCAGGACAAUCUCAAAUGGGACCAAGCCCCAUGGGGGGUAUGGGGCAGUCACCUAUAGCGUCUAGCCCUAUGGGACCAUCUUCUAUGGUUCAGUCGCCUAUGGGCUCCACACACUCGCCCAUGCAGUCUCCCAUGGGUCAGCCCCCAGUUUGAUUCAUUAACUCUCAAGUGAAUUCAAUGUGGUAAUAGGGUCAAACUUUUUUUGGUUGUGACUAAAUGUAUUAUCAGCUAG
Nematostella vectensis (starlet sea anemone) is the source of this 1391-nucleotide messenger RNA. RefSeq names its product calcium-responsive transactivator. The record is from RefSeq and is a predicted model, not a curated record. The transcript is spliced from 6 exons. NCBI's taxonomy places the organism in Eukaryota, Metazoa, Cnidaria, Anthozoa, Actiniaria, Edwardsiidae. Bases 128 to 1312 code for a protein of 394 amino acids.